Molecule: messenger RNA, 3477 nt
Organism: Tilletiopsis washingtonensis
Lineage: Eukaryota; Fungi; Basidiomycota; Exobasidiomycetes; Entylomatales
Exons: 4
Coding region: 119-3382 (1087 amino acids)
Source: RefSeq, a predicted model, not a curated record
CCUCGCAUGGCCGCGCACGCUGCGCGUUGAUGCGCCGCUGCCGCUCUCACCACCAUCCCUCCGUCCCCUCGAGCCACCUCCGCACCCGCAUCGCUGCUCCCGGCUCUCGCCCGCCUCGAUGCUCGACGGCGGCGGCGGCGGCGGGCACUCGCGCCUCGGCUCCGAAGCGGCGUCGGAGGAGCUGGAGCACGAGCGCGAGCUCGAGGAGCUCGAGGACAGCGUGCGCCAGAGCCGCAACACCGACGACUUUACGCGCAUCAUUGGGCAGUUCCGCCUCGAGCGGCGACGGCGCUCCGGACGCAGCCAUGCCGACGCCAGCUCGUCGCAGGUGCACCUUGGCCUGCCCAGCAGUGGCUCGGGCCACUUUGGCCAGGCCGGCGGACGACCGGCUAGCAUGUACAGCGUCGACGACUCGAGCUACGGGCCAGAGUACGCAGACGAUGCAGCUAGCAUCGUCACGACGCGCAGCGGAGGCGGUGGGCCUGGAGGCAUGCGCGUACAGGUGCGCUGCACAUGCUGCUGUGGGCGUGGCGAGGACUGCGACAGCAUGCGCCGCGCCACGCGCGAAUGGGCAGACAUGGAGAGCGACUUGCGUCUGGCCGCCGAGAUUGGACAGGCGCUGUUGCGGCGCAACGACAGUCUGACAGCCAGUCUGUCGAGCGCCAAGAUUACGCAUGAACAGCAGCGAGACGCCCUGAUGGCGCGCCUGACGGGCAGCAUCAAGGAGAGCGCACAGCUGGAGCGCGAGCUGAAGCAGUGCGGCUUGAAUCUCGAGGCGGCAGACGCAGGCAAUCGUGCCCUACUGCAUGAGCUCGACGAGCUGCGCGGCGAGGCCAGCACGCUGCGCAUCAAGGGUGCUCGCUGCGCGGCGGCCGAGGAGCGCGCCACGCGCAUGCAGCAGGACAUGGAUGACCUGCGCCAGGAGCUCUCGGCGGAGCGCAAGCGUGCCGACGGCGCCGAGGCACGCAUGCGCAAGCUGGGCGUGCGCAACGUCGAGCUGAGUGAGAGCCUGCGCGCCGCAAAGGGCGAGGCGCAGCUCGGCCUGGCCGAGAGUCAACGUGCGGCGGCGGAGCGCCAAGGCCCGACGGGCGAGGGCUGGGAAAAGGCAAAGGCCAGGCUGCAGCAGAGUCUGAGCAGUGUCAAGACGGAGGGCCUGGCCUCCUCGGGCGAGGUCAUGGCGAUCCUCGAGUCUCUCAUCGCCGACAAUGAAGUGCUCAAAACCGGCAAUGCGCAGCUCAGGACGCUGUUGGACGCCUCGAACGAAGAGGUCAGCUCGCUGCGCGAGCAAGUGCUGCUCGCUGGCGGCAGCGAGGAUCGUGCCGCCCCACCACCGUCGUCACGACAGCGCACCGAGUCUGGCGCAGCAGACUUCAGAGAGUCGUACGGGCGACCCGCGGCGGCGCAGCACGGCCGACGUGCAAGCGCUGCCAGCGGCUCAAUGAUGCUCUCGGACCUCGACAGCAUACCGCGCCCGUCGCUGGCCGACGAGGUGGUGCGGGAGACUCAGCGGCCGCAGUAUCCAGCUCGUACGGCCUCGCGUGCCUCGGCUCGCGAACUGCCAGCCAGCAGUCCGCGCGUCGAGCAUGCCUCGCUGCCUUCGCCGGCGCUCACUUCUGCGUCCUUCUCCACCACGCCGAGCACCGCCGGACGCGCCACAGACGACGCUGCUACGACGCCCGGCACCACGGUAGCAGGCGAUGAGGCCGACUCGCAUCUGCGAGCCAGCGUGCCCGCCAAGGCGCGCGAUCCGCGGACCGCGCAGCUGGUCAAUCUGCUCGACUACAUUCAGCGCGUCUUUGCACGCCUGGCCUCGGCCGACGUUGACACGCUCAGCAAGCGUCUGCAGCGACAGCAUCUGACGGGCGACGUGGGACAUCUCGCGCGCACCACGGUCAACGGCAUCAUGCGCGACGUCGACGGGCUGCGCGAGCACUUUCGCCGCCUCAUCGAGGCCGAGGCUCGCGCCGGCAUGACGGCGGCUGCUGCGCGGGAUGAUGCAGCAAGUGUGCAUUCCGGCAGCUCGGCGAACAAGCCCGGCGCUGCCGCGGCAGAGCUCGACAGUCUCAUUGCGCGCCGCGACUUCUUUGCCCUCGUCAAGCUGCUGCGCGACAUUUUCUUCGAGAUGGCGCGCCUGCGCAACGUUGUCAACGAGGUGCAUCUGCAGCCGGCCAACGCCGCAAAGAUUCUGCAGGAACAGCUGGGCGCCGCGAUUGCCGAGGAGAAGGGCGUGAGCGCGUGGGCGGGCCGCUUCUUCUCCGCCGUCGCCGGCGGCGUGGCGGGCGCACCGAGCGCCGCGGCGCCCGCUGCGACGGCGCCCUCGCAGGCAGCGCCAAGUCUGGCUCGCAUCAGUGCGCCACGUACCACGUCGGGCGCCCUGGCGCCGCGCGCAUCGGCUGCCGUCACCUCGACUGCCGUGGCCGUCGAGGUCAAGGGCUCGCAUGCCUCGGCAGGCAGCACCGGCGGCGCAGACGAACAUGCCGGCUCGCCGCCCGGCUCGAUGCUGCGUGCGGGGCCGAGACCGGCGCUCGGGCGUGCCGGCGGCUCGCUGAACCGCACGCAGAGCCGCAAUCUCUCAGGCCUCUUUGCCGGCGCCAUGGCGGACGACUGGGACGUCAUCGACCGGCGCGAGGGCUCUGCAUCCGCAGGCAGCGCCUCUGGCUUCGCUGCAGCAGCGGGUCCGUCGCGCAUGGGCCUGAUGCGCAACCAGCACCUGCAGCGCAGCGAUGGCGGCGGCGGAGGGCAUCGUCCCCUCAGCCGCAUCGUCGACGACGACGAGCUGUCGCUGCACCACGCGAACGCCUACCCGGAGCGCAAGCUGCGUCCGCGCGGCCUCAGUGACUCGUCGAUCCGCUCGACGUUCCUCGAGGAUGCGCGCAGCGGCAGCGCGUCGGCACAGGUGCGGCCGCCUCCCAUGGGUCGCCUCAUCACGCCCAGCACCCUCUCGCUGCAGGCGCCCGCCAGCACCACGGCGCGCGCCGUGCGCGUCGAAGACUUGCCCGACGCACACACGCCCGACACGCGCUCUGAAGACUCGAGCUCCACCACGGGUGCCUCCGCGGCGCCCAAGGGUCGCGCUGCAGGCGCCAUGGGCUUCCUCACCGGCGGCCUGAGUCUCGGCAUUCCCUCGCUGCGGCCCGCCACGUCCUCAGCCGCCCUCUCGCUGGCCGCUGCACGCUCGGCCGCCGGCUCCCGCUCGCCCAGCGGCUCCUCCUCCACGGGCGGCUUCGCCACCUCUCCGGCGCACUUCGGCACCAGUCCGGGCGCCACGCCCGCCGCGUCGCCGCUGCCUGCUGCCGCUGGCCGGCGCAGAGAAGCCUCGGCGACGCGCGGCGCCGACGACCUGGGCAGCAGCUUUGCGCGCCCCUCACGCGUGGGCUACUGAGCGGAGCGGCCCGAAUGCAUCAUUUUGCUUCCCUCCAUCGUUACAGCUUGGCUUUUGGCGCAGGCGCCGCGCUCUUGUCGUCGGCGGCGGCUGGG